Pocillopora verrucosa is the source of this 2726-nucleotide messenger RNA. The record is from RefSeq and is a predicted model, not a curated record. Lineage: Eukaryota; Metazoa; Cnidaria; Anthozoa; Scleractinia; Pocilloporidae.
UUUCAAUAUGGCUUUCGUAGGAGGGGCAGAGAGUGAAGUUCAAAAAUGGAAAGUUCCUGAGUUGAAAUCGUAUUUACAGAGCCGUGGAAUAACUGUUUCGCAAAAGAGAAAGGAGGAACUAGUAGAAUUGGUGGAGAAGGCUCGCGAUCUUUCACUGGAACCGAUAGACGAUUGGGAGAAACCGGAGGAUGUGAUAGUCAACAAGUUGCAGACGAAAGAAGGUUCGCUCCCCUGUCCUAACACGUUACACUCUGACUGGACUUCCGACUUUUCUGAUUUUCCGAACUUCACAUACGGUGAUAUGUACGCUUACUUAAUCAAUAAGGAGGGUUAUGACCACGAGUCUCUCAAGGCAUAUAAGUCGUUCGAAGGCUACCGCCUGUUCUGGGAUGGCCAUGUGUUAAAAUUGAUGAAGAACAAGAACUUGUUCAAUGGAUACCACUACGUUAAAUUUGGAGUAAAGCCAACGGAACGAGAGAAAACGCAAGUCGGACAGAAACCAACUUACGAUGGAUGGAUAAUAAUUCAGUCAGAUGGAUCAGUUUACACAGCGCAUUGCCCUUGUAUAGGAGGGGCUGAUGGUGCUUGCCGGCACAUUGGUGCCUCGCUUAUUGACCUUGAAGCUACACUGAGAGAAAAUGUUGUAAUAACUUGCACAGGGAGAAAGUGCACUUGGAAACAACGGAAGAGGACUCAUGAGGGCAUGACAAAAGGAUCAGCCAUGGAUUUUACAAAACCCACACUGAACAAAGAGAAAAAGAAGCGACUAAAACCAAGGUGUGAUACUUAUGACCCCAGAACUUCAUAUGAUACGAAUGUAAAUUUGGCUGAGAAUUUUAGAAAGCUUGUUGCUGAAACUGUUCCUUCAGCUGUAUUACUGCAUCUGUUACCUGACCCAGACACAUGUAAUGGUCAACAUCCUCAACUUGAUUCAGAAAAUGUAAAUGACAUAAGAGAGGAAAAUUCAAUUGUUACUACAUUUACAUUAGAUUCUUUAUCACCAAUGAAACCUUUGCCACCCAGUCUGGAUGAGAUUAAAGAAAGGGGCAAGGCAAUAAAAAGAAAACUUCAGUUUACAGAUGAUGAAAUUGAUGCAGUGGAAAAAAAGACAAAACUGCAGAGUGAUGCCAUUGACUGGUUUCAGUACAGAACAGGAAGAAUCACCGCUUCUCAUUGUAAACGUAUUGCAAGCUUGAAAUUAACCACAUCUCCAACUAAAGCUUUAAAGGAAGUUUUGAGUUACAACCAAGUGCCUUUAACAGCUGCCAUGAAGGAGGGCUUGGCAAAGGAGGAUGAAAUUGAACAGGCACUAAUAAAAUACAUGAAACAGAAUGGACAUUCUGAUAUAAAAGUCGAAAAGUGUGGAUUUGUCAUUAGCAAGACCCAUGGACAUAUUGGUGCCUCUCCAGAUAGAAUAAUAUAUGAUCAGUCUGAGUCUAGCCCAGGUGUGGUUGAGAUGAAAUUUCUUCAGGUGAAGUCAGGGGAAACCCUUGAAGAUAUUUUACUGAAACAGCAUAUUUGUAUAAAAAGAAGCAAUGGUAUAGCCCUUAAUAGAAAUCAUAAAUACUUUUAUCAACUACAUCAACAAAUGUUUGCAACAACGUAUCCCUGGGGCAUAUUUGUUGCUUGUGGCAGGGAUGGUGGUAUUUAUGUUGAGAAAGUGUUGUUUGAUCAAGAGUUUUGGUCUCCAGUGCUAGUUAAGCUGGAUUCAUUUUUUGACUCGGUCAUUUUACCAGAACUAGCUUUUCCAAAGGUUAAAUAUGGUCAGAACCGUACAGUGUUAUAUAGUACAGAUAAAUAAAUAUACAUAUAAUGUAGAAACUCAACUUCCAAAUAUGAACCUUUCGUGACAUUGAGCCUAUGUAAAUGCAUAACUAUUCCAUUUAUACCUAGUAUAGUAGCUACUGUAAGGGGUUACAUGCUCAUUGUUUUUUUUUAGUUCGAUCAAAAAUCAUAUGAUUUAUACAGACAUAAGAAAAUUAUUUAGACAUUUACUUUGAAACAAGAGGCUUCAUUAAGUUACACAGUGCUGCACAUACAAACACAGUCUGAUCAGCAACUGCAGCAAGGGUGAUAGGUAUCACACCACGUAAAAUUCGGAAACACUUGAGCCGCUGGAUUGCUCUUUCCACAUGUAUGCGAACUGCAGCUAUUCUCCUGGUUUUUGUACAUGCCUUUGUUGAAAGGGACUUCCCCUUUGCAAAGGGGGGAAUGUUUAAUGUGGCCUUUUUCUUUGUGACCAUAUCUCUAAUAUUGAAUCCUCUAUCAGCCAUCACAUCAUCUAGAGGUUCCAGCUUGUCUAUCAGUCCAGAUUUCUGAGUUAUAUUUCGGUCAGAGACCCCACCAGACCAAAGUUUAGAGACAAAUGUGAAGGCUCCAGUGGGUGAAAUACCAACCAAGAGUUUGAAAGUGUUAUGUGACUUGUAAUCACUCCAAGUAAUUUUCUGAGCUGAAGGUUGAGUGGACUUCUCUAUAAAAAACUCUGUACAGUCAAUAAUUACACGGGUCCGAGGAUACCUACUAAAGCUCUUAGGCAUGUGCUUUUGAAUUUGAACCUUUGCAGGCCAUAUUAUAAGAACUUCCUUAAAUACAUGAUACAAAAGAUUAAUCCAAGUUGUAAAAAUCUUGGAAACUGAACUUUGUGAAAUUGCAAAAAUGUCUGCCAGGUGACUCUGUAACAGUCCAAGCCUGAGUCUUAUAAGAACCAUUAAAAAUUCAGAAAAUAA